GGCUAUUUUUGCACUCCUCCAAAGUAAGCCGACUCGAAGGGGCAGCCAAGCCAAGCAUUCCCCUAGGGUUUAGCCCAAAACCCUGUAAUUUCAUUUCAACAGUAAAUCUUUUCUCCAUUAGCAUACAUCCUGAACGAUUCUCCUUUUCCAUGGCCAUCGCCGCCGCUAGAUCCAUUUUCCGGUCACCGUCCCUGCGCAAUGCCGCAUCAAGGAUCGCAUCGGAGGCUAAAGCAGCUCGAUCUCCCUUGCGCACGCCUUCUAAAAGUCCUCUAUCUCAUCGCAUCUUCAGGUGUCCUUCUGAGAUGAGCGCUUGUUUGGAGUCGCUGCAACCAUACCACACCGUCACUGCUUCAGCUUUGAUGACUUCUAUGCUUACUGACUCUCUCCGUAGUUACAGUUGGCUCUCAGAAGGCGUUGACAAGACUAGAUGAAGAAGGAGAAGCUUAGAGGACUGAAUUGGAUUCAUUUAUGUUUGGAAGCUUUCAAUUUAAAAAUUGUUACUUUACAUAAAAUUUUGUUGACUACUUUUUGCUGGAUCAGAAAUAAUGUAUGAUGGUUGUUAGGGGUGUAUAAUGACAGGAUAUCUGUAGAUCUUUCU
Messenger RNA from Solanum stenotomum, 598 nucleotides. RefSeq names its product protein NUCLEAR FUSION DEFECTIVE 6, mitochondrial-like. Gene Ontology annotation, cellular component: mitochondrion. The record is from RefSeq and is a predicted model, not a curated record. NCBI's taxonomy places the organism in Eukaryota, Viridiplantae, Streptophyta, Magnoliopsida, Solanales, Solanaceae. The transcript is spliced from 3 exons. The coding region runs from base 150 to 431 and encodes 93 amino acids.